AUGGACUCAUACAGCAAUAAUUCGGAUGAUUUGGCGCCCGCAUUUUGCGUUGGCCAGCAUGAGCGUAAUCGCACAUUGCCUAUCACUGCACAGAUUGUGCAGGCGGCUCACGAGAGCAACUAUGAUAUGCUCACCACGCCGAUUACCACGCCUCAUUUCCACUCGCGGGUCUUGACUUUACUCUCUUCUCACUUAUCCAAGUUACAGGCAGUUUCGUCCGAUCCCAAUGGCACCCUGGCAACCACUGAAAAUACGAAUCCCGUGGUCAUUCCACCUUUGGGCCCUGCAGACACUCAUCUCACCCCCAACCAAACAAUGAGUCAAUUGAUGGGUGUCACCAGCUCGUGGAUUGAUAUGUGCUCCCCUGACCCGUUGAUUGCAGACAUCUCUCGCCAAGUCUUCAUGUUAGAGGUAGCAUAUGCAGCCUUCUGCGGCGUUGGCUAUCUCCUGAUCCCUGGUCCGAAGCUUCACCACGGAAGUCUGCACUCAGAAGGCGUGGUAUUCUAUGCGAGGGCGAUUCAGGAUGCCAUCAACCUUGGUCCUUACAUUCAAUACCACAUCUGGCUGGGGAUGGUUGACAACCCCGAUCUCGAAGUUGACAUGAUGGGAGACCUUGCUCCUCUUGCUCGCGAAGAGUUCCUAUCGGAUUCAGAGGGAGGACAACCGCUCAAGGUGGAUCCGUUUGGUACCUGGGAUGCUUGGGACGUAAUUAGAAGAAUCUGUAAAUAUCAUACGAGACUUGUCGUAGCACUCUGUUUGCCCAAGCAUCUACCUCCAAUCACCGUCCAGACUCGCUGGCAUUCCGAGCCGGUUCAUCUGCUUACAAUGGACACCAACACCUUUAUCAAGAACCAGAAAGGCUAUCCAGUCUUAUCCAAAGCGCACCAAGCAUUGAUUGCCAAGCUCAUGCGUCUUCGAACUCCUCCAUGGAUCCUUCUUUGCGAUGUCGGCCCUAUUCCGGGCGUGGAAUCGAAUGACGCUUCUGAGACUAAUCCGUCCAACCUGUCUGGCUCCGAUUACCCAAGCCUUGCACAGGCCUCGGCCUCGAACAAGAAGUAUCUUGAUCCAACACCUCAUCUGUCGUACAUCCGGAACCUCCAACAGCGGCAGCCCCCUCGCUCGGCCAUCGAGAGGUUCGGCGUGGGAUAUCAAGACUAUCUGCAGGCACCAUUGCAGCCCCUGACUGUGAACCUGGAAAGCAUUACUUACGAAGUCUUUGAGAAGGAUCCCAUCAAGUAUGAAUGGUAUGAGAGAGCCAUUGCCAAAGCCCUGAGUGAUUGGGCCGAGCAAAAAAAGCCCACCUCUAACUCGGAUGGUCGGGUAGUUGUCGCUGUCGUGGGCGCCGGCAGAGGGCCGUUGGUCACUCGAGCAAUCCGAGCCAGCGCAGAAACAGGCGUCGAUAUCGACCUUUGGGUUGUGGAGAAGAAUCCCAAUGCCUUUGUCCUCCUUCAACGUCACAAUGAGGAGUUGUGGGGUGGCAAGGUCACCCUUGUGCAGUCUGAUAUGCGAAGCUGGAAAGGCCCACGGAGAACAAACAACCCCAAAGUACCCUCAGGGCCGAUCGGAGAAUCCCUUGGUAUCGAGGACUCGCUCUUGUACAAACCCGAGUCGGAUCAGAAUGUUCCAUCGACCCCUGAGCCCGUUGAUGGCUUGUCGGCUUCUGGCUCGUCUGACGGUCGGAUUGACAUCGUCAUCUCGGAGCUCCUGGGUUCUUUUGGUGACAAUGAAUUAUCGCCGGAAUGUCUGGAUGGUAUUACCCAUUUGCUGAACCCCGAGCAUGGUAUCUCCAUUCCAGCUUCAUACACCGCCCAUUUCACGCCCAUCUCGGCCCCCAAGCUCUACGCGGAUGUCAUGAAUCAAGCCGUAUCCAACCCAGCGGCUCCCGAGACACCGUAUGUGGUGAUGCUACACGCCAUUGAUUUCCUCUCCACCAAUCAGCCGUCAGCCACCACUGCUACGGGUGACAUCAGUAACAGCUAUACUAGCCAGAAUCGUUCCUCGAUAUCCACGCUUCCGGGGGCCGAGGAUCCAAUCCCUUAUGUGCAAACAGCGUGGUCCUUCUCUCAUCCCAACCGGGCUAUCCCCCCUCAGCCGCUGUACACGUCCACCAUCUCUAAUUCGCACAAUGUGCGGCGGACGCGUCUUUCCUUUCCUACGCAGAACCGAGGCGUCUGCCAUGGUCUGGCCGGUUAUUUCGAGACGGUGCUGUACCGUGACGUCGAGUUGUCGACCAACCCUGUUACAAUGGACAACAAAAGCGCCAACAUGAUCAGUUGGUUCCCAAUCUACUUUCCUUUGAAGACGCCGCUCAAUGUUCCGGAUAACGGAGAGGUCGUGGUCACCAUGACCCGGCAAACAGAUGACCGCAAAGUCUGGUACGAGUGGCUGGUCGAGGUUUAUGCUUUGGAACGCAUCCCAGAGACGCUCGCGAUUGACCUACCAGUGAUGAGUGGUGCGCGGGGGGUGUCACCGGCCGCUGAUGGCAAAGACAAGCACCGGAAGGCAGGCAACCAGGGCGGAUUCCGUCGCGUGCGGGUGGGAAUGAGUGAUUUGCACUCGAGCAUCAAGGAGGGAUGCCUGAUGUAG
This is a messenger RNA of Aspergillus clavatus NRRL 1, 2586 nucleotides long. Its product is annotated as protein arginine N-methyltransferase. Bases 1 to 2586 code for a protein of 861 amino acids. The record is from RefSeq and is a predicted model, not a curated record. Lineage: Eukaryota; Fungi; Ascomycota; Eurotiomycetes; Eurotiales; Aspergillaceae. Gene Ontology annotation, cellular component: nucleus; cytosol. The transcript is spliced from 4 exons. Gene Ontology annotation, biological process: regulation of DNA-templated transcription; peptidyl-arginine N-methylation.